Molecule: messenger RNA, 885 nt
Organism: Parastagonospora nodorum SN15
Lineage: Eukaryota; Fungi; Ascomycota; Dothideomycetes; Pleosporales; Phaeosphaeriaceae
Exons: 2
Coding region: 1-885 (294 amino acids)
Source: RefSeq, a predicted model, not a curated record
AUGUCGCGGGUCGAAAUCCAAGAGAUCGUCUCGAGCAACGACAACGAUGGCGUGAAGAUUGAUCAGAUCGCUAAGGUUCGCGGAUGGUUCCGGCCAGAAGAAGGCAGCUACUUCUUUGCCGUUGUCCAGGAUUAUCUGAAGGAGAAGCUCAAACUAGAAGAUGCAGCCAAGAAGAUCCUCACACCGAUCGAUGAGAAGAUCGCCGCAGAGAGACUGGAUGAUGUAAACUUCAUGGACUUGUGGUUCAGCAUCCUACAUGCGGCAAGAAGAACACACUAUCGCGAUGCCGACAUCCAUAUUUCUAUCGUCCGCCUUGUUGCAGCGUUCAAAGAGCACUCCAUCCCCAACAACGCGCAGUACAAUUACCUACAUAAUGAACAGACCGAUCUGCUCAUGGCCUGUCGCGAGGCAUACAACGACCAGCCCACACCCGGAUCAUCAUUCGAAGUCGAAAACCAAGCAUGGUCAAAUCUCAACUUCUUCCUCGCCCUGCUUGUCCGAGAAAAGCUCGCAGACAACUUCGUUUUCGCCAUUUGGGCCAUGCGCCAAGCCCUCGAAACACCCCAUCAGGACGACGAGGACUCAACCGCAGUCCAGAAGUACGAAACUUAUGUGCCAGCCGCAGCAGUGUGGGUCUUUGGCGCUCAUCACGCCCUGUUCGAGAAACAAGAGGAUCUUACGCCAAAGGACAAGAAGCAUGGUAAUCCUGGGAGAGGAGGCGAGCUUUGGAAGGGCAAGGCCGAGUUCAGUCAUGCGAGGUGGAACUUUUGGAAGGACAGGUUCGCUGAGAUUGCGACGAUGGAUGGUCUUAGUGAGGACACUAAGGUUGUAGCAAAGGAUGCCGUGGAGUCUAUGGAGAGGGCGGCGACCUUUGAAAAGAUGUGA